Messenger RNA from Sceloporus undulatus (fence lizard), 2560 nucleotides. It is a transcript of the gene ALDH4A1, whose product is annotated as aldehyde dehydrogenase 4 family member A1. Gene Ontology annotation, molecular function: L-glutamate gamma-semialdehyde dehydrogenase (NAD+) activity. Lineage: Eukaryota; Metazoa; Chordata; Lepidosauria; Squamata; Phrynosomatidae. The record is from RefSeq and is a predicted model, not a curated record.
UCAGCCCCAUGCUCUGCAUUGAGCAUUUCCUCCUCCCCUUUGCACAAACUUCCUUCCAAGGAAAGGAACGUGAUGCUGCUGCCUUUCUUGCAGAGGAGCCUCUCCAGAGUUGGGCUACGAUGGCGGCACCGGACGACGGUCGAAGUCGCCAACGAACCCGUUUUGGCGUUUAUGUCCGGAAGCCCCGAGCGAACGGCGCUCCAGAAGGCGCUUGCGGACUUGAAGGGGAAGACCGAGGCCAUUCCUUGCGUCGUUGGCGAUGAAGAAGUUUGGACGUCUGACGUGAAAUAUCAAGUUUCGCCUUUCAACCAUGUGCACAAAGUGGCCAAGUACUGCUACGCCGAUAAGGAUUUGCUAAACAAGGCCAUCGAUGCCUCUCUGGCGGCGCGGCGGGAGUGGGACCUGCGUCCGGUCCAGGACCGUGCUCAGAUCUUUUUCAAGGCGGCUGACAUGUUGAGUGGACCCAGGAGGGCCGAAGUCCUGGCCAAGACCAUGGUGGGACAGGCGAAAACUGUCAUCCAAGCGGAGAUUGACGCGGCGGCCGAACUGAUCGACUUCUUCCGCUUUAACGCCAAGUACGCCGUGGAACUGGAGAACGAACAGCCGCUCAGCGUCCCCCCCAGCACCAACCGGAUGGUCUAUCGGGGCCUCGAGGGUUUCGUCGCCGCCGUCUCUCCCUUCAACUUCACCGCCAUCGGAGGCAACCUGGCGGGAGCUCCGGCUUUGAUGGGAAAUGUCGUUUUAUGGAAACCCAGUGACACUGCCAUCUUGGCCAGUUAUGCCGUCUACAAGAUCCUCCGGGAAGCCGGGCUCCCUCCCAACAUCGUCCAGUUCGUCCCGGCCGACGGGCCUGUUUUUGGCGACACAGUGACUGCCUCGGAGCACCUCGGCGGGAUCAACUUCACCGGAAGUGUGCCAACCUUCAAGCGCCUUUGGAAGCAGGUCUCCGAAAACCUGGAUCGGUACCGGACCUUUCCGCGGCUGGCUGGAGAGUGUGGUGGGAAGAACUUCCACUUCGUCCACGCCUCGGCCGAUGUCUCCAGCGUGGUCAGCGGCACCCUGCGCUCGGCCUUCGAGUACGGCGGGCAGAAGUGCUCGGCCUGCUCCCGCCUCUACGCCCCCGACUCCUUGUGGCCCCGCAUCAAAGCCGAACUCCUGGAGGAGCACCAGAAGAUCAAAGUGGGCGACCCGACUGAGGAUUUUGGGACCUUCUUUUCGGCCGUCAUCGACCACAAGUCUUUCGAGCGGAUCAAGAAGUGGCUCCGGCACGCGGAGACGUCGCCCAACCUCAGCAUCUUGGCCGGCGGCAGAUGCGAUGACAAAGUUGGGUACUUCGUCCAGCCAUGUAUCAUUGAGACCAAAGACCCCAAAGACCCCAUCAUGCAAGAGGAAAUCUUUGGCCCGGUCUUGUCCGUCUACGUCUAUCCGGAGAAGCAAUACCGAGAGAUCCUCCAACUCAUAGACAGCACUUCUCCCUAUGGCCUCACGGGGGCUGUCUUUGCCCAGGAGAAAUCCGUUGUUGCCGAAGCGUCGAAACUCCUGAGGAAUGCGGCUGGCAAUUUCUACAUCAACGACAAGUCGACUGGGUCCGUCGUGGCACAGCAGCCGUUUGGGGGAUCUCGCGCUUCCGGGACGAAUGACAAACCUGGCAGCCCUUACUAUGUUCUCCGCUGGACGUCCCCCCAAGCCGUCAAAGAGACCCACGCGCCUUUGGGGGAUUGGAGGUACCCCUACAUGCAAUGAAGGGACCCCACUUGUGCCUUCUGCCUCGGAGCCACAACCAAAAUGGCCAAGGGCCCAGAGCUGUGGAUCUGGCGCAACCCUCACCGACAUGAGGCUCAGAUGCAUUAGGAACUGGCAUCACGGAGUAGUCUAGAAGUGACCUUUUUGGGAUAUCUCAUUUGGGGAGAGUCCUCCGAAUGAGAACGGCUCUUUGGAGAGAAACAAAAACCGACAGUCCCACGACCGGAAGCAAAGUGCAAACGCGCCCAAUUUCGGACCCUGCCUCCUUCUGUCUGGACGCUGGGGCUCACAUUUCGAAAUAUAUACUACAACUCUAUUAGUUCCUAAAUUUUGUUAUAGACUUGAGCUCCCAGAAUGCGGGACUUCUGGGUGGUUAGCUCCAAAAAACCUGGAGGACUACAAUUUGGGAACUGCUCAGAUCAUCAUCCGUCCUCCUUUUUCCGUCCCAAAUCCUUCCUUUUCUUCUGCUUCUAUGCUGGGAAAAGGAAGAACCCAAUAUAUAUAAAUAUAGAUAUAUAGAUAUAUUUUGAAUAUAACAAAUUCAGACGCUCUUAACUUGAUCAGAUCCAACAGAUCGUCUCGCUCUGGAAUUGGGAAAGGAUAAGAAGCAAUGUGUGAAACGGGGUACCUUUUGUUGUUGUUGUUGUUGUUGUGUUGCAGAAGUGUGUGGCAAAUGCAUGAGAGAUUCCUAUCUAUUUUAAUGCCCCCAACGAAGGGGGCAUCGGGUGAGUGGACAGGUGCGGAUGCCGUUCUCGACCGGAUGGAUUUAAUUCUUGUUAGAUGACUAUUAAAAAUAUUAAUAAAAGGGCCAAACGAA